Messenger RNA from Spirodela intermedia, 1561 nucleotides. The record is from the annotation of a GenBank genome assembly. NCBI's taxonomy places the organism in Eukaryota, Viridiplantae, Streptophyta, Magnoliopsida, Alismatales, Araceae.
AUGGCGUACUCAUCAGAUUCUGACUACAAACCGUCGUCUUCUAGGACCAAGCUCUUCGGCCAGCAAAGGCCUCUCCACGCGCUUCUGGGCGGUGGCCGCUGUCUGUUUUUUCAUCACUGUCUUUUUCUUCUCCUUCUUCUUGUUCGUGAGCUUGCUCUUGCUCCUCUUCUAAAGGACGUUCGUUUGUCUGCCAUGACCAGUCGCUGACGUGGUGCUUUGGAGGAACAAACGGCUAUCGGGUGCGAUCCUCGUCGGAGUGACCGUAGUCUGGCUGCUCUUCGAGGUCGUGGAGUACAACCUCCUCUCUCUACUCUCCCACCUCUCCAUCGCCGCCAUGCUCGUCGUCUUCAUCUGGUGCAACGGCGCCGCCCUCGUCGGCUGGUAUCAUCCCCUUCCCUCUUCUCCUCUCCAUCCACUUCAUCGGUCUCCGUUUACCAAUCUUCUUUGCAGGGAGCCGCCGGAGAUUCCCCGGGAGAUCUUGUCGAGGAAUGGCAUCAAAGAGGCAGCCGAAAUCUUCCACUCCAAGCUCAGCCGGCUCCUCUCCUUCCUUCACCGCAUCGCGCGCGGGGAAGAUCUAAAGACGUUCCUCCUGGUGAGAGUGGCUGGCUCGGAUUCCUUUCUACGUUUUUACCUUCUUUUUUUUUGAGAAAAAAAUGCAGUAAUGGAUACUAUGAUUAAAAAAAUAAUCACUAAAAUACACUCUUUAAACUUUUUAUAACCUUUUGAAUGAUGUUAUUGGCCCUCCCAUUAGUUAAUUCUGGUAGUUUGCAGGGAUCUACAUAAAAGAUCAGUUAACACAAAGGCAUUGAUAAUUUCAAGACUUUGUGGGCGUUCAAAACAAAAAGGCUUUCAUUUUAUCUGGGUGAAUGGUGUUAGUUUUCAUUAAAAAUGACUACUUAAAUAGUUAUUUAUGACUCCUCUCUCUCUCUAACCACACUCUUUCAUUCUUCUCUCUCUCCCUCUCUCCCCCUCUACUUCCCUCAAAACUCUACCAAAUGGGUAGUGUCUUCUUUUCGUGGUAUUCACGUAUUAAUCUUCCUAGAAAUAUAUCUUCGGUGAAUUUUCCUCCAAGUAAUCUCCAUAACCCAAAACAUGACUAAUUCCCAUAUUAUUGCUUCAUACCAUUAUAAAGUUCAUUUUUCCCAAGAAACCUUGAAUUAUUCUCAAGUGAUUUGAUGCUAUCAUCUCUUGCUAAUGUUUGAUCGUCCUUCACAUGCGCCAAACGGGGAUUAGACCAUAGUGGCCCUCUGGUUUAUCGCCGCCGUUGGAAGCUGCUGCAGCACCCUCAACCUCCUCUACUUGGGUAAUUAAUGAAUAACCUCAGCUCAUAAACUUCCUCUAGAAUUCCUUCCUCGAAUCGAUAUCUAAUUACUUCAUAUUAGGGUUUUUGGGCGUCUCCACGCUGCCUUUCCUGUUUGAGAAGUACGAAGAUGAGAUUGACCACCUGGUUAACAAGGGAGGCAGCGACUUUAGGAAGGUGUACAGGAAGGUCGACUCGGAGAUACUCAGCAGGAUCCCCAGAGGUCCGGGCGCCCCUGCAAACGAGAAGAAGCUGAGCUAG